AUGAUCUACGUGAUCUUGUUUGUGAGGGUAAAGAGAUUAUUCCUUAUGCUAGCAAAUGGAAUUUUGAAUUGGUUGUUGUUUGUGAUUAUGUAA
Molecule: messenger RNA, 93 nt
Organism: Linum tenue
Lineage: Eukaryota; Viridiplantae; Streptophyta; Magnoliopsida; Malpighiales; Linaceae
Source: the annotation of a GenBank genome assembly